UAAGCUGAAUUCGCCGAGCCCACAUCCGGCCAGCCAUUACGAUGUCGCCUUCGACGUCUUCUUCCUGAAGUAUGAAGACCAGGCUACCUUCAAAUCGGAUACUCAUUCCGCUCUAAUGGGGUUUGAUGGCCUGAUGUACGACGCCGUCCUGGAGGUGGACGCUUUUGGCACGGUUCAAGGCCAUGAGACAUCGGCCCUCCCCUUCCCCUCCCAUUGGCCCGGCUCCUAAUCCUCCCGCCACACAGACAACAUGAAAUGAGUACAUGACACUGAACCAGUACCAAGUCAAGACAAACCGAAUUCUGCCAACCCCGAUUCAGGCAUCCGCCCCGGUCACUUUAAUGUCAACUGAAAAUCUAAUGAAAGCGAGAAAGCAGAAGCCAAGCCCAUAUCCAACCUAUCGCCUAGACGUGCGAGGGCUAUUCCCUCAGAGAUCGUUGGCACGAGCACACCUAAGUCCAGGAAUCGAACAACCAUCAUGGACACGGCUCCCAAUGCCAUCUUUGACAGUUGUAUUGAACUACAGCACUCUUUCGACACAACUGAGGGCCAGUUUGUCCGAUGUCAUGAAUGCUGACGAGGCAGAGCGGGGCCGGUUCCACAAACAUGUCAUUCACACACUUCAAGAGAUGGUAUGUGUAGCAACAGACGCAGCCAGAUGCGCUCAGCAGGCGAUUGUGGCGCACAUCGGUGCUGUCACGGCAGCCCGCCCUGGUCUGACACGAGCACACAUCGACUACAGGAGGGAUCAACUUAUCCAGCUUAGCACCUUCCGCGACAAUACCUUUUUUCAAAGCAUCCUCAGCGACAUCAUGACCAUUCGCGACCAAGGGCGCACAGCAGUAGGAAGACCACGAGAGGAUUGCUAUAGUAGCAGCCAGACACAUCCGCCCCUUUAGAGCCUCUUGCAAACAAGAGUCCGAUAUAGAGAAUAAUAUAUGAUGCUCUCGUCGCUUCUACCAAUGAUUGGGACAGUUAACUCUUCCUUUUCGACGUAUC
Molecule: messenger RNA, 999 nt
Organism: Gamsiella multidivaricata
Lineage: Eukaryota; Fungi; Mortierellomycota; Mortierellomycetes; Mortierellales; Mortierellaceae
Exons: 1
Coding region: 264-899 (211 amino acids)
Source: RefSeq, a predicted model, not a curated record